Messenger RNA from Aspergillus versicolor CBS 583.65, 2076 nucleotides. RefSeq names its product flavin monoamine oxidase family protein. The transcript has a single exon. Gene Ontology annotation, molecular function: L-amino-acid oxidase activity; polyamine oxidase activity. The record is from RefSeq and is a predicted model, not a curated record. Lineage: Eukaryota; Fungi; Ascomycota; Eurotiomycetes; Eurotiales; Aspergillaceae. Bases 1 to 2076 code for a protein of 691 amino acids. Gene Ontology annotation, biological process: amino acid catabolic process.
AUGGGGUUCAAGGCCAUUGUCAGCGCAGCCCUGCUGCUGGGCCAGGCAAACUCAGUGCUCAGCAGACCGCAGGACCAAGGCAUAGUUCAAGUGUCGACCUCGAAAUCAGUCCAUCCGGGUGAACUGGCAAAUGUCCACUUGAACUGGCUUGACAGUCCGCCGAGUGCCAUCAGGGCUGUGUAUGCCCCCUGUUCGAACCCUAACUCCACCCAGCAUACUAUUGCCAGUUUCAAUGUCCGCGGACAGCCUCCGCAGCGACUUGCUUGGGCAGUUCCCGAGGAUGCACAGGCAAGCAACUGUAUCUACGUAUACGGAGCGCAGUCUACUAUCCUGGGUAAAAGCGAGCCCGUGCAUCUGACCCGAAAGGCAAAGAAGCGAUCCGUUGCCGAUCUGGACAAUCCCCUGCUGAAAGACUUUGACGCGCUGGGAGCCUGGUUCGACGGAGUAGCUGCCAUCAAGAAGAAGACAGAUUCCACUGGUGGUGUUGCAUCCGGAAACUCGUCCAAGCACGCAAAGAUUGCCAUUGUCGGCGCAGGUGUUUCUGGCCUUGCAACCGGGCUGAUGCUGGAUAGCGUUGGUAUCCAUAACUGGGAAAUCAUCGAAGCUAGUGAGCGCGUUGGAGGUCGCUUCCGGACGCGAUAUAUGGCGGACACAGAUGAAUGGGCUGAGAUGGGCCCUAUGAGACUUCCACACUCUGUGACCUACAAGGACAACAACGAGACACUCAAAUACACCGACCACGAGUUGACUUUCCAGCUGGCCCACACCCUCAACGACAUGAACAAGAACGACUCCAAGUGGAAGGUCGACUUCAUCCCCUGGAUCCAGCACCAUCCCAACGAAUUGAUUGCCCAGGACACGCUUCGACACCCCGAUGGGCGUAUUCCCACUCGCGCUGAGAUUGAGGCAGACUCAAGCCUGAGUGAGGCUUCUGAUAUCGAUACCGCAGAGUAUCACAACACCGAGAACCGGAUGGACCUCAUCCUCAAGAACGAAACCACUCUCAAGUCCCUGCAAAAGGACGUCUGGCGAGCCCACAAAACCGCCAUGGACGAGGGCCUAGACGACUGGAGCGAGCAGGCCAUGAUGCGCCACGUCUUCAAAGCUAGCGAGAACGUCACCGACGAGAUCUGGACAUCCUCCGACUACGACGUUUUCUGGGACGAGCUGCACCACAACUCCAACCUGGGCCUGGAUGGCACCAAAGAAGCCCUCGGAGAGACAAACUGGCUGUGCAUCGACGGAGGCUUCAAUCGUCUCUCUGAUGCCUUCCUCCCCCAUGUCAGGAACAGACUCACCCUCAACCGCCAGAUCCGCAAGCUAGAGACCGUACCAGGCCCUAACAACACCACACGCACCCGUCUCUCAUGGUAUCCCAGCGUCACGAACCGCACCUACGAGUCCAAAGACUACGACUACACCAUCAUGGCCGUCCCAUUCACCCAGACCCGCUUCAUGGACCUCCCCAAAUUCUCCUCCGUUCUCUCCCGCGCCACCAGCGAAGCCGGCCUGCGCUUCGCAUCCGCCUGCAAAGUCGCCCUGCUCUUCCGCGAACGCUUCUGGGAAAAGGGCCCCCGCCCCAUCUUCGGCGGCUACUCCAAACCCCCCAGCGACCCCGUCGGCGCCCUAUACUACCCCGUCUACGGGCUCAACGAGUCUCGCCCGGGCCUGAUAAUGCACUACCGCGGUGGGGACUGGAGCGACCGCUUCGUGAGUUUCUCCGACGAGGAGCACGUGCAGACGGUUCUUGAUUCCAUUGUGUCUCUGCACGGGGAGCAGGCGAGGGAGCUGUACACGGGCGACUAUGAGCGGCUUUGCUGGUUGCAGGAUGAGCAUACCGCGACGGCGUGGUGUCGGCCGGAUGUUGAGCAGCAUAAGCUCUAUAUCCCGGCUUAUCAUAACACGGAGCAUAACACGAUCUUCAUUGGGGAGCAUACGGCGCCAACGCAUGCGUGGGUGAGCUCGUCGCUGCAUUCUUCUGUGCGUGGGUCUGUGCAGCUGCUCCUGGAGCUUGGGCUGGUGGAUGAGGCGAAGGAGUUGAAUGAGAAGUGGAUGGGGAGGUGGAUAAAGCUGUAA